Molecule: messenger RNA, 2457 nt
Organism: Tuber aestivum (summer truffle)
Lineage: Eukaryota; Fungi; Ascomycota; Pezizomycetes; Pezizales; Tuberaceae
Source: the annotation of a GenBank genome assembly
GUGCCGGAUUCUGCAUUUUUUAAACGUCGGGGAUAAAUGCAGCGGAAGUGGGGUGCGUACGGUAGAUUUGUUCAAACUGCCAAAUGAAGCUUUUCCGGCAGCUGUCCGCUCAUGUCAUUCCUGAUUAGGUUCUCCUGUUUUUAAGCACGCGCAGGAUGCACGAGUACCGUACCUCGGUUGUGCCGGUUCCUGACGGGCCCUGAAUGAUGGAAGCAGCAUGAGUUUCAGGUGGUACUCUGUGUGGUCUGGACGCUCAGGGAUGUUUGAAUGGGGGUGAUGGCUCUUGCUGUGCGCCAUUUAUUUCUUUUCUCGCUUUUGUAUUCAGGGAAUUGAUGACCGUAGGUUGGUGCACUCACACCCCGCAAUCUCGGAUCUCGAUAAUCCGUGCUCUUAUACUUGUACCUCGUUGUCUAUACAAAUCUCUGUUUAUUCAAAUUUCUUUGCACACCACAGCCUAACAUGUUGCACCGAUCGCUUGCUGCAUCGGAUGGAUUCUUCGGAUUUUGGCGUCCGGGAUACCGUAGCUGUGUGUGACAGUACAAGCAAAGGAAGCCAAGGUGUGGGAAAUCUCGGCUGCGCAGAGAAAAAAAAAAAGAAGAGACACAGCACUUGAGCGCUAGCACGGUACCAUAGCGGGGUUUGAGCACCAAUAUGGUAGAAGUUGAGGUACGGUAUCAUACCGUAUUAUGCUUUGUGCAAGAGGAACUGAGUGGCGUGAUGCAUCUCAAUAUACAAGUGUGAUACUAGCACACUCGCGUCCGCAAAGUGUUCCUAACGGUUGGUGUGCCGCCAUGUUUCCCCGGCCUUCUGCUAGAGGAUUGCGGAAGCUAUUCACUUGUACUGGCGAAAAAAAUGUGAAAAUUCUUUAUGGAAAUUGCAGUUACCAGAUUGAAGAUGAUCUCUUGAGGGAGAGUCGUCCCUGUCUAGCUAUGUUGGGCGGGAGUUGGUGGGGUACCUGGGGUGUUAAGGGGGCCUUGCGGGUGCGAGUGCAGUAUGGGAUCGAGAUCGUGAUAUGGAAUAUACUACACAAUAUUACAAUGGUCAUGACAUGAGGCGAGGGCUGCAAGGAAAGAAAAAAAAAAGCACAGUAAGCGCUUUCUCUUCUCGAAUUGCACAUCAAUACCGCAAGAGGAUUGGUGUCUGGCCGGAUGGGUGAGCCGGUGGGUGAGUCCCUUGUGGGUUUAUAGUACGAAUGCCUGGCUGCUUAAAAGCCAGGAUCUAGACUGCAGCAUUUCGAAUAUGGGAUCAAACGACCAUGGCUCAAGGAACCACAUAUUCCUUCCCGCGUUGCUGGGCCUCUGGUGGGCACCGUGGUCUGAACAAGGGAGCCCUCCAUUUUUAUGGGUGAUACGGAUAAGCCAUGGAUACCGGUAUUCUAUAAUAAGGGAGCACUGUACCGGUACUUGCGCAGCACAUGUCAAAUCACCAGUCGGAUAUACCGGCAUUAAGUUUUGUACUCAAGCUCUCGCGUGCUGACGGCACUAGUGGUUAGACAACGUGCGAGGGGGGGAGGAUCUCCCUUGUUGCGGCUAUAGUACCGAACGAGCCGGUAGGGGUGGCGAAGGGAAAGGAAAAAUACGGACAAAAAAAAGAGUUCUUGUUGUUGAAACGUAUGAUAUAAAAAGGUUCUUGAAAGGUGAAUGCCGUAGUCUACCGGUAACUGAUGUGGGGACACGAAAGUAGGAGGGGAAAGAGGAGAAGGGAAGAAAACCAACAACCAGGUUUCGGGUUCUUUAUUCCGGGGCAGAUGUUAGGAGAAGAGGGGUUUGUGGGGUGGUAGGAUGUCGUUGAAAUAAGAGUUGUUCUCCACUCUCGCCUCGUAAGGGAGACGUUGGGCGUUGGAUUUGGCGAAUGGUCGAGAGCUCCGUUUAGCUGGGAAACCCACAUUGCUAAAUUUCCUUGAUGUUUGGAUGCGUGGGGAUUUGUGGCGGGCUCCACUUUUUCCCCUCCUGUUUUUUUUCCUUUUUCCCAUGUUUCGAGAAACUGGCACGUUCCACUACCGUACUAGUACACGUGUACAGUACCAGUACAGGUACAAGUACCGGUACUUGCAUCUCGCAGGGUGGUACCGGUAAGUCAGUCCUGGCACUUGAGUUGGUUGGGAUUACCGGCAAGUUACCGGUAUCAUGCUUGUACAAGUAUUUGUUCCUGAAGUGUGGCGUUGUCACGGGUAAAGUGGAAAAUGGCUUUACUGGGGAUCUGACCCAACCAAAAAUGGACGUAGGAUACUGCGGACGGAUGUCUUUGAAUUUUAAUUCUUCUUUUUUUUUUAAUUUUCGCGCACUGCGAGUAUUUCCUCCUGAUACCCCUUGCGCGGUGCGGUAUUGAUGCUAUAUUUGCCCUAGAGCUGCUCCCACUCGUGAGUGAUGAUGCGGAUAGGGGCUUGGAGCCCAAGCGUUUAGUACUGUACCGGUACGAGUACUGCGAAAAGUGAAAUGGUUUAACCUAGAAUAUCAC